Messenger RNA from Lingula anatina, 2662 nucleotides. RefSeq names its product nose resistant to fluoxetine protein 6. The record is from RefSeq and is a predicted model, not a curated record. Lineage: Eukaryota; Metazoa; Brachiopoda; Lingulata; Lingulida; Lingulidae. Gene Ontology annotation, molecular function: acyltransferase activity, transferring groups other than amino-acyl groups.
AUGGGUGAUGUCAAAACUGUUCGUAUGAAAAACACUAUGUCGUUUAAGAGAUACAUACCUGCGCUCGUGUUGGUUUUUAUGACUUUUACUUUAUCCAAAGCCCAGUUUGAAUCGGGUGACUUUCCACAUGACUAUACUCAAGCUAUAAGAAAAGUUCACCGCCUCAAUUCCCAGCUUGAAGCAAUCCAACAAGAAUCUCGGCAACAGAUUCUCACGAGUCCUCUCCAUCUCAGUGGACUGGAUCCCAACACGUUAACAGCGUUGCUGGAUCGCGUUCGGCAGCUACAAGCGGGGUAUCAGCCGGACGUCAACGUCUCUGAGACAUGUCUUAACAGAACCGAGCACUAUCUGGGUGGACUGAUUGGGGGAGAAUACUGGGCAUUAAAAAUGUUCGACGCUUCAGCAAAGAUACCAAGUGCCAUUCUUGACGGAAAAUUCAAAUGGCUAGGUUCCUACAGCGAGUGUCUGGCCGUGGACGCCUAUAUCCUGUACAAUGUGACCAACCCUGACAACACCACCUGGACAGCGGAUGACCAGUUUGGUGGACAGUACUGCACUGGAAAUACGCCAAUACAACUGGCUGGCAGCCAAUCAGUCACCCUUAGCAUUGGUGUAUGCGUUCCAAGUGGGUGUAGUGAACACGACUUGAAGGCCUUACUUAACACACUUAUAGGCACCACAUAUGAUAUCAUACACCAGAACAAGGACUUCUUUCACAAACCACUGAUUCCAUAUAUCAGCGAAACAAAACCGGACAGUAACGGUUCGGCGCCGAUGGAGAUCGACGAACGUACGCCACUGGUUCAUGGCCACAAGAAGGGUGUACAUACCAACGAUAAUGGUGCCAGUGGCACAAUGCACAAGAUCCUUCUGGCGUUUUCUUUGUACACCAGCGGUGCCAAAGUUCUGAAUACCAAGCAAGGCAGUGGAGCUCUCACAUGUGUCAAUGGAAUACGGUUUUUGAGUCUCUCCUGGGUUAUUUGGGGACACUCCUACGUUUUUGCAAUGGGCACGAUUGAAAAUAUUCUUCCUUUUACUCAGAACUUAAUGCAACGUUGGACAAUGCAGGUCUUGAUUAACGGAACCUUCUCUGUGGACUCUUUCUUUUUGCUCAGCGGUCUUCUUGUCACAUAUUUAACAAUGAAAGAGAUGAAGACGGGGAGUGGUAGAUUUAGGAUCAACUGGGGACUAUAUUAUUUCCACAGAUUCUGGAGGUUAACGCCGCCAUAUAUGCUAGUUAUGAUGGCGUAUGUGCCAACGCUAUAUUACUGGACAAAUGGACCCUUGUGGCCAAGAACUGUUGAUGGGUUUGACCCAGAUUGUUAUGAGGCUUGGUGGACACACCUUCUGUAUUUGAACAAUGUUGUUAUGCCAGAAAAACUGAUGUGUAUGCCGUGGUCCUGGUAUCUAGCCAAUGACAUGCAGUUCUUUGUUAUCAGUCCUCUUAUUCUGUUUCCUCUGUUUUGGAAUGAGCUAAUUGGAAUGGGCGUUUUGCUAGCAACAUUGUUUGGUACUUUAUUGACUACUGGAAUACUCUCCAACGUAAAUAAAAUAGGCCCUGGAGUGCUGAGUGUGCCAUUAACCGAGGAUAUAAUCUAUUUCAAGCCGUGGACAAGAAUAGGGCCUUAUUUAAUAGGGAUGCUGGUUGGUUACAUACUCUACGUUACUGACUGCAAACCCAAACUUAACAGGUUAACGGCAUUAAUUGGCUGGAUGGUAGCUACGGCAACUGCCCUCGCACUGGUAUACGGCCUUUAUGACGUUUACCAAGGUCACCCGCUCAGUAACGAUGUUAGCGCAUUUUACAACGCAGUCUCAAGAACCGCUUGGGGUGCGUGUGUUGGUUGGGUUAUAUAUGCAUGCUGUACUGGAUAUGGAGGGUUCGUGAACAGAUUAAUGUCCUGGAAGGCGUUUGUACCUUUGAGUCGUCUGACAUACUGUGCCUAUCUCAUCCAUCCUAUCAUUAUGUAUGUGGUAUAUAUGGGAAGAGAGACGCUCAUACAUGCCACAGAUGUGACUAUGACAUUCUUUUUCUUUGGAAACAUGGUGGCGGCGCUUGCGUGUGCUUUCAUCGUAUCCUUGGUGUUUGAGGCUCCUAUGAUGGGACUUGAGAAAGCUAUAUUACAGCGGCGAAAAUCGGCGUAGCCCCCGGAAUGACUGAAAAGAGCAGGAAUGAAAGUACUCCAAGAAGUGUAACGAAACUGUAGGGAUAGCUUUUUGGUAGUCGCAUGUUCUGGAAUGUUCGAUAGUAUUGUCAGAACUUUGUGGAAAUAAUACUAUUCUAUUUCAAUGACCGUCACCGAGGUUAAACAAGGACGCACCAGGUCAUCAAAGAGAGAAGAUAUCAAUAAACGAAUUAAUUAUCGUUUUUUCCGUAUGUAUUUAAUAAACAGUAUUUUUUAUUGAAUUCAAGGGGAAAUAUUUGAAAUUUAGUUUCGAAAUGUUGCCGACUAUUUAGACAUUUUGACCUUUGUUCGUGACUCCUGUUUCAAUCAAAAUCACGUGAUGAACCCCACAAUUCAGAGUGUAUUAGAAAUCAUUUGUUGUUCUAAUCAGUCUGAUGAUUACAAAAAUAACAUGCCUUUAAGUCGCUUGUUAAACCUUUCUAUAAAGUCUGAUAUAAUGUACAUAAUUGGUGAGUGUACGGUAUGUAUUUAGAACC